AUUUAUUUUCCCUCUCUUCAUACAUAGUACAGAGAUUGUGUUUUUCCCCUUUGAAAAAUAUUUUGCAUUUACUUCUAAAUUUUCGAUUCUGUAAGAGUGAGCAAUCCCUGUUCUUCCUCUUUGACUAAAGCUUCAGUUUGAACUUUAAAUUUCUGGGUUGUGCUUAUAAUCUGAGAAUUUGAUCAAACUCGUAGAAUUUCAUCUACGGCUUAGUUCGGUUGCUAAGAAAAGUGAAGGAAAAGAAGAGUAUAGAAUUUUUAAGGCUUGAAUUCCUUUUUUCCUUGUUUGUUAGUUGGGUUGAGUUUUUCCGUUUUCUUUGUGGGAACUAGAACAAGAGCCGUAACUCGUUGAAAUGGAAAGAGGAGAGAAUAAUAGCAGAAGAAGAAUUGGGUCGUUUAAAGCAGACAUUAAUAUGUAUGGAGAGAGGAAUCUUGAAGGUAGUGCUGCCCUGAGGAAACCCCAUUUAGAAAUUUUAGAGCAGAAGCCCUCAUCAAUAGCAAGAGAACUCCUUUUGGCUAGGAGGGACAUUGGACGAUUCAGUGAGAGCAGAAGAGCGGCAGAUUCAAUGAAAAUUGAAGCCGAGUCUGAGCUCUUUAAUGCAAAGAAGACAGUGAGAACACUGAGUUCCCUUAUCAAUGAAUCCAAGGCAAAAGCAAAGAUGCAGGACCUUGAAGAUAUAAAGAAGCCUGAAAAGCGAGAAGAAGGGCGGGCAUCGGAUGUUGGAAAGGCUGAGAAUUAUCAGUAUGCAGAGGUGAUGAAAGAAGUGGAACUUAUGAAACAGGAACUGAGUAAACUUAAGCUGGACAUGGCUUCUGUUUUGGAAGAGAAAUCACGGGCUGAGAAGGAAAUUGAAGCCGCAAGCUCAAAAAUUUGGUCUUAUGGAAGCUCAGCAAAUUCACUUAAGAAAGAGAUUGAGGAAGCCAAUGAAGACCAAGUACUGGUUGAGUUGGCGCGGAUUGAGGCUGUUAAAGAAUUGGUAGCCAUUGAAGCUCAGAGAGAAAAAGAAGCUAAUGAAUUCUCAUCUGCAAUGGAGAAAACCAGGAAGAAAAUGAGUGACAUUAUCCAAGAGAUUGAACAAUCGAAAGAUCUUGAGACCAAAUUAUCUGUCACAACUUCUGAUAUUGAUGUGCUACAGAAUGAGCUAAAGCUAGCUAAGAAAAUAGACAAAAGUGUUCAAAAUAAUGACAGCUUGAAGCAUACCAAAGGUAGUUUUAGAAGACAAGAAGGGUCCGAGACUUCAGCUUUGUUGCAGUCAGUCACAGAAGAAUUGAAGGCAGCAAAGAAGGAAUUAGCUUCUAUUAAAGAAGAAGGCUUUGACUUCAUGUCCUCUAUGGAUGUUAUAAGAGAGGAGCUCAAGCAUGUUACAGAAGAAACAGCACGGUUGAAGAAAACAGAAGAGAAGAGUGAUUUGACUGUCAAAAAUCUUAAUUUGAAGCUGCUACGAGCCCAGUCAAAACUUGAAGCUACAUCUAAGGCUGAGGAAAACGCUAGAUCAAUUGCAUCCAACCUAACUCUUACUCUUGAACAAUUAAAAACAGACGCAGAGGCAGUGAAGAAAGAAAGGGAGCUCAUCAGUGAAGAAACUGCAACAAUCAAUGCAGAAAUUCAGAAAACCGACUCUGAGAUAGACUUAAAUGAGGAAAGAUUACAAUCUGCGAUGCAAGAGCUUGAAGCGGUUAAAUCUUCUGAGGCAAUAGCUCUUGAGAAGCUACAAACUGUGACUGAGAUUACUAUGAGAGCUAGAGCUUCAGCAUCUCAACAGAAUUCCUCAAUCUUCAUCUCAAAGUUUGAAUACGAGUAUUUAACUGGACAUGCAGUUGGAGCAGAAGAGGUUGCUGAUAAAAUGGUUGCUGCAGCUCAAGCAUGGAUUGAAGCUUUAAAGGCCAGUGAGAAGGAGAUACUGAUGCAAACUGAAGUAGCUCAGAGAGAAAUCAGAGAACUAAGAAUGGAGGAAGAGAAACAAGUUCUUAGAAUGGAAAGGUCUCUUUCGGCAACAAAAGCAGUGGAGGGAGAAAUACAAAACUCGAGGCUAAAGCGUCAGAUGAGCAGAGGCAGGAGAACUGAAAACAUGCAGCUUCAGUUGGCAUUGCCAAAAAAAUCCAUCAAGGACAAGGGCAAUCUGACUCCUGCAAGACGAGCAAAGCUCCGCAAGUCUGAUUCACCAGCAAUUCGGCAUUUCCCUCGCUCAAGUUCUGUCAAUCUUAAGAAGAGGAAGAAAGUAAUGCCAAGUCUAGCCAAGUUCUUCAGAAGCAAGAGAAAGGAAAACGUUCUGUAAACCAUCUGAAGAUUGUUAUGACUAUUGCCACUCGUCUACCUGAGCUCCUUAGCAAUUUGAUCUGUACUGUCACAUAAUUUCAGCAUUGGAAGCUCAUCCUUUAAGUUUAAUUUCAAAAAGUUCUUUGGGGAUUGACAGCAUAAGGCAUGCAUUUGAGAAAAUUGUAAUCGCUGUGCUGUUGAGCAGCUGCUAAGAUUUGUAUAUAAAUCACCCUUUUUUAGUUGUAUGCUUUUAGGUUUUACACCAAUGUUUAAAGUGCUGUCUGGUGCAGUUUUCACUCUGGCCUGAUCUAGCCCACUUCAUUACUUGUUUAAAAGAAUACAGUUCCUCCUUA
This is a messenger RNA of Vitis vinifera (wine grape), 2609 nucleotides long. Its product is annotated as protein PLASTID MOVEMENT IMPAIRED 2. The record is from RefSeq and is a predicted model, not a curated record. The transcript is spliced from 3 exons. Lineage: Eukaryota; Viridiplantae; Streptophyta; Magnoliopsida; Vitales; Vitaceae. The coding region runs from base 353 to 2275 and encodes 640 amino acids.